CCUUUUUCUUCUUUGUAUGCAGUGAUUACCAACAUCCGCUCUCGCGGGUUCCAGAGACGGUCAAGGGGUCUUCUGUGUUUUGUUCAGCUUGAAACCCGCUUUGUUCUUCAGCACCUCCGAAAGAACAGAUAUGGCCGAGGAUGCUCCUGUUGAACUGAAAGAUGAUGUGCCAGAACUUGCCCCAUUUGACCCAACAAAGAAGAAAAAGAAGAAGAAGGUUGUAGUUCAGGACCCUGCAGAUGAAUCUGUUGAUAAGUUAGCUGAAAAAACAGAGAAUUUAUCAGAUUCUUCAAGUGCAGUUUCUGAUGGAGUGGAAAACACUUUUGCUGGUUUGAAAAAGAAGAAAAAGAAACUGGUGGAGACUGAUUUCCUUAGUGAGGAGAAUGGUGAAGAGAAUUUGGAUGGCCAUGUAGCAGAAGAUGAAGAAGGGGAGGGGAUUGUGCUAAAGCAAUAUCCCUGGGAAGGAACCGAUCGAGACUAUGAAUAUGAAGAGCUUCUGGGGAGAGUUUUCAAUAUUCUGAGAGAAAAUAAUCCAGAACUUGCAGGAGAUAGGCGUAGGACAGUGAUGAGGCCGCCACAAGUCCUACGGGAAGGCACAAAAAAGACAGUCUUUGUGAACUUUAUGGAUUUAUGCAAGACGAUGCAUAGGCAGCCAGAGCAUGUUAUGAACUUCUUACUUGCUGAAAUGGGAACUAGUGGAUCUCUUGAUGGACAACAAAGAUUGGUUAUUAAGGGAAGGUUUGCUCCUAAGAAUUUUGAGGGGAUCCUGCGAAGAUACAUCAAUGAAUAUGUCAUUUGCAAUGGCUGCAAAAGUCCAGACACUAUUCUUACAAAGGAGAACCGCCUGUUCUUUCUUCGUUGUGAACAGUGUGGCUCUGGGCGGUCUGUUGCUCCAAUCAAGGCUGGUUUUGUUGCUCUUGUUGGCCGCAGAAAAGCUGGAGGGACUUAAUUUCGGUAGUUUUCUCAUCAGGGGUGGUUUUACCCUGGAAUGUCCACAAACUUGCCACCGAGUUUUGCAACAUUCAGUGUUAUGAUUUUGUUUUCAAUUUUGAUCUGUUUCUCUAGAUGGAUUUAUUUACUUCGAUGAGCCUGAAAGCAUUAUAUUCAAGUAUUGUAUGGUGAGCAUUUUAAUAUUUAUAUUUGUAAGAAAACUCAAACAGAACAACCUGUUGAUUUUGUUGAACAUGAGCAGUAACAACCUAUACUUUGGGGUUAGAUGAAUCGAACUGAAAAUGGCAUUCUUUGGA
Molecule: messenger RNA, 1247 nt
Organism: Nelumbo nucifera (sacred lotus)
Lineage: Eukaryota; Viridiplantae; Streptophyta; Magnoliopsida; Proteales; Nelumbonaceae
Source: RefSeq, a predicted model, not a curated record